Molecule: messenger RNA, 1686 nt
Organism: Rotaria sp. Silwood1
Lineage: Eukaryota; Metazoa; Rotifera; Eurotatoria; Philodinida; Philodinidae
Source: the annotation of a GenBank genome assembly
AUGAGAUUACAAGUACAAAAAAAAAUGAAAAAAAUGAAAAUGUUUCCAUCAUUAUUCAUUAUUUAUUUCUUCGCCAUCAAUAUUCAAGGUAAAAAAACAUUUUCCAAUGAAAAAAAAUUUCACUUUUCAUCUAUUUCGAAUUUAGUUAGCAAUGCAGAGAUCGAUUGUACCAUCUAUACCAAUGAUCUUAAAAUUAUUAAUCUAAAUCCAUUUUAUGUUAGACUUCUUCUUGAUCCUUCGUCUACAUCCGUAAAAUACGAUGGUGUAUCAAAAGUUACAGCUUUUAAUAUAUUUAAUAAUGUUAAUCCAUCUUUGAGUAUAUAUUGUUUGAAAAAUUUAGAAAGUCUUCAAUUAGUAAAUACAAAUCUAACAAUAUUAUCUGAUAUAAAAAAUUUUCAAAAAUUAACAACAUUAGUAAUUCAAUCAGAUUAUGGUAUUAUUGGUCAACAUUUACCAUCGGAAUUGGGACAACUAAUAUCUUUAUCAUACUUAAAAUUAUCUUAUAUUAAAAAUCUUGAAGAUUUACCUAAUGAGAUUGAAUAUUUAAUUCAAUUAGAAACAUUAAUAUUACAGAGUAUUCCAAAUUUUAAUAAAAUACCUGAUGAAAGUAUUGAUAAAUUAAUUAAUCUUAGAAUUUUAAGUUUAAUUGAUUUACCAAAUUUAUCAACUAUUCCAUCAACGAUAAAAAAUUUUCAAUCAUUAGUACAAUUCGAAAUAAGUAACACGAGUAUUAAGAAUUUAGAAUUAGGAAAUCUUGAUGAAUUAUCUACUUUAAGAAUUAAAUCUAACUCAGUAUUACAAACAAUUGAAAUCGCUAAUAUGUCACUAUUAUCUUCCGUUGAGAUUCAAAAUAAUGAGGAAUUAUUAACAUUAAAAUUUCAAAAUUUAUCUUCGUUAUCUUCGUUAUUUUCAUUAACAAUGUCAUCAAAUUCAAAAUUAAUUUCUUUAGAUAUGGAAAAUAUAUCACCUUAUGUUCAAACAAUUUCAUUAAGUGAUAAUAAACAAUUCAAAAUAGCUACAUUCAAAAAUUUAUCUCGAUUAGACAGUGUUUAUUUUUCUUUUCUAACUAAUUUGGAAUCAGUUUCAUUUGAAAAUACACUAUCCUUAUCAAGUGUUACUAUUACAGCAAGUGCUCUAUCGAAAAAUCUUUCAUUUUUUAAUGUGCCAUCAAUUGAAACUCUUGAUUUGUCGGGAUGUCAAUUAACAAUCUUUCCAGAAAGUAUUUUAACAUUAAAAUCUUUAGUCAAGUUGGUUAUGAAAGCAAAUCAAUUAUCAACAUUACCAUUAACAUUAUCAACUGAUUUACCGAAUUUACAAGUUCUUGAUUUAUCGAGAAAUAACUUUCAAGGCAAUAUUUUUCAACAACCAUCACUUAUUUAUCUUCGUGAACUUUAUUUAAGUAAUAAUUCUUUGGUAUCUAUCGAUGGUAUUGGAGAAUAUCCAUCUUUAAAAAGUUUAGAUUUAAGUUAUAAUAAAAUUUUAUCAAUUCCACUUGAGAUCAUGGAAUUAUCAUCGACAUUAGGUUCGUUAAAUAUUAAUUAUAAUCAGUUGCGUAGUAUACCAUAUUCAAUGACAAAUAUGAGACGAUUAACCUCACUUUUGGCCACUUUUAACAAUAUUUCGUAUGACGAACGACAAUAUCUUUAUCAAAUAUUCCACCCAACAUCUAUACAAUUGAUUAUUUAA